Molecule: messenger RNA, 5348 nt
Organism: Zootoca vivipara (common lizard)
Lineage: Eukaryota; Metazoa; Chordata; Lepidosauria; Squamata; Lacertidae
Product: mas-related G protein-coupled receptor member D-like
Biological process (GO): G protein-coupled receptor signaling pathway
Cellular component (GO): plasma membrane
Molecular function (GO): G protein-coupled receptor activity
Source: RefSeq, a predicted model, not a curated record
GGAAAAGAGCUGCUGGAGAGACGCCAGUCGAGAAAGAGCCGCUAAGGAGAGCAAGAGAGCGAGAAUCAGAAGGGUGUGUGAAUAACAGGAAAGCAAUCAGGCAGAAAACAUCCCCCCCCCACUGAAGGAGGAAGGAAAGAUUGUUACCAGCCAGCCAGAUCGCGCGUUUUGCUGGAAGCUUUGGAUUCCCCAGCAGGAACUGGACAAAGAAAGGAUCUAACAAAAAACAGUGUGGAGUAUUAUGAGCAGCAGUGAGUGGGACAGCAACAUUUUCACCAUGGACACUGACAACACAUAUCAAGUGUACGGAGAGCAACUCCGUGCAAAAUGCUCCGAAGAAGAAAUCUACAGAUAUGCAUUUUCUGAAUUGGGUUAUUAUACUAAACCCAUUGCCAUCCUUAUCUGCAUAUUUGGGUUGUUUGGGAAUGGAUAUGUUUUGUGGCUCCUUGAUUUCCAUAUUAAGAGAAAUCCUUUCACCACCUACAUCCUGAAUUUGACCGCAGCUGACUUUGGCCUGCUCUUGUUUUUGUCUCUGUCCCUUAUCCUUUUGUUUGCUGAUGACCUCUGUGGAUUACAGCUCCCUGCCCACAUUUCUGCAAUACCCCUGUUACACUUAUGCCAAUUUUGCUAUACUGCCAGUCUCUGUUUCCAUACAAUCAUCAGCAUAGAAAGAUGCCUCUCUGCCUCUUUUCCAAGCUGCUACCAACAUCGGCGGCCACAAUCCCUUUCGUCUGGGCUAUCCAUACUAGUCUGGAUCCUGUGUGUCAUGUUCUGCGGAAUGGAAAUUUCAUUUUACCUGGUCUCUAAUAUGAUAUUAUACCCAGUUGUCAGGAGCAUGUUCAUUGUGGUCAUAUGGGUCUUGCCUCCAAUUUUAGCUGUCUUCACUUUGCUCCUGCUUGCCAAAAUGUGUUGCAACUCUCAGCGCCGACUGCCAGGAAGCCUGACUACUGCCAUUCUUCUCUCCCUCCUGUUUUUCCUCCUCUGCCAUGGCCCAUGGAGCAUCACAUUUCUGCUAUCCUCCCCUAAGCAUUCACAAACUCUUAUUGCACUUUCUCAGCUCCUCCACUCUGUCAAUAGCAGCAUUAAGCCAGUGCUUUAUUACUUGGUGGGGAAACAGGGCAAAUGGUCCUCUACAGAACCCCUGAAGGUCAUUUUCAGGAGGGUCUUCCAGGAUGAAUACUAUCCUCUGCAAGAGAACGUGUUGACUGAUGCAGAGAUACUAAGUACAGUAACGUGUUCAAGCCAAGCCAUCAACUGACUAAGCCAGCGUUGUUCUUGAAUGGAAAUGCUUUGAUCCUGGACUUACCCAGGAAUGAAGAUACCAGAUGUAAUCAAUAGGCAUAACGAAAAGCCACAGCUUCAUUAACUCAAAGGAGUGCUCUUCUCUUGCCAUACUGGUUUAACUGCCACCUCUCUCCAGCUCAGUAUUGAUAAAGUUGCUGCAGCACAGUCCGUUGCCGUCAGAAACCUCAGGGUACCUCCGUGUGUGGAGUAAAGUCAGCCAUGUUGAUGAUGAUCACUGCCUCUUGUGGGAGCAUAGUCCCAUAGUAAACUGCUCAGGACCUCAAUGCCUCAAGUAUGGCCUCUCUCCAUGUGAACCUACCUGGACCCUGAGAUCCUCAUCUGAGGCCCUCCUUCAUGUGCCUCCUCCACAAAAAGGUCUCAAGGGCGGCAACAUGAGAAUGGGCCUUUUCUGCAGUGGUUCCCCAUUUGUGGAAUGCUUUCCCCAGGAAGAUUAGCCUGGCCCCUUCAGGCAAAACGCUCCUGUUUAACCAGGCCUUUGAGUGAUUCACAUCCAAUACCCUUUUAAAAUGUGUUGGGGGGAAUCUGUUAUUGGGCUGCUUUUGUUUAUAUUAUAUAUUUUGUGUUUUUAUAUUGUGAUUGUAUCUUGUGAACCGCCCUAAGACCUGUGGGUAUAGGGCAGCAUACAAAUUUAAUAUAUAGUAAUAAUAGUUUAACUAUGCACUGUGUGAAUUGUUUUAUCUGUGUGAAGAAAUAUUUUCUUUUGCCCCAGAUGCUGUAACCUUUCCUCAUAGGGGAGUUUGCUGGGUUUUUUUUUACUGCCUAUCUGUUUGUCAGGCUUCAGGGAAUCCGAUCCCUCCCAGGGUGGCAGCCAAUAAGCAGAUAAAAAAGAAGAGUUCUUACCAAGUCUUUUAUUCAAGCUUCACAGUAGAAGGCAUAGCAAUGCCACCUCUCUUAGAUAAUGGCAUUGCUCCGUGUAAAGUCCCACCCCCUCCAUCUCUCCUGCCAUACGUCAUCCUUGCACCGUCCAAUCUGUGCUUUCUGCCUUUGAGCUUUCUGUUCUACUGCUCUCAAUGCUCGCCAGGACCUGGGAUAGGGGGGAGGAGGGUCUGGCAUGCUUUCCAAAGACACUGAGUCUGUCAGUUCUCUCUCCUCUGGUGCUUCUUCUUCCUCCUGCUCCUCUCCCAAUAUUUCCCAGCUUCUACCCUCUGCAGCCUCUGAACUGUGACCUUAUGCAAACCACUGUUGUAAAUCUAUACUGUCUCCCUCUUCUCUGGUAAGUGCCGGGGGGGGGGGGUUGUCUCCACCAUUCCUCCUCGGACUAAUCCCUGACACUGUUUUAGGCACUGCCAUGGGUUCUUUGAAAUGUUCGAUUGGGAGGAAUUCAGUGAAGUACUAAGGCAUCCAUUCUGUCUAAUUAAUCACCUUUGCUUGCUAGACAGAAUGAUCACCCUCUUCUGCCGCACUUCGUAUUGCAAGGUUUAUCCCACCCCCUGCAGGUCAAUUUUGGUGAGCACAUAGGGGUGGUGGUGGAGUUGCACAAGAGGAAUACUUGCUCUGGGCUUCUGCUGGUGGGGCUUGCUAGCUGAAUCCCUCCCGCUUUAUUUGCAACUAGUGCCAUUCAGCCCGUUUAAUAAACGGGGCUAGAACAUUCGGCCUUUUUCGGUGGCAGCGGCGCGUAGGGGGCUUUUAUUCCUUGUCUAAUUGAUUGUUCCUCCCCCCUCCCUUUGAUCCUUAAUUUAUCCCUAAUUUUCUCGCCCCCCGUUCCCAAACCCCAAGCCAAAGUCCCCCCCCUUUUUUUACCUUUAUAGCCUGGGCUCGGCUGGGGUGUGUGUGGGGGUAUUUCUUCCUUUACCCCCUCCAACGCUUGUGUUUGGAGUGCGGAUCCCUCCCCACCCUGUUUUCGCGCGCUUUUUGUGCCUGCCGUUUGGUUCCUAAUUUCCCCCCGUCAAUAGCGCUGCUGCUGCCAGGGCCCAGUGGCCGAAUUCUGGCUCCUGGACAGCCCGGGCGGCUGCUCCGGGGUGUACGCCCAGUUUUGGGGGGUGUGGGGGUGACUCCCGCUACUUUUGUUGGCCUCUGCGGCUGUUUUUCAGUCGCCUGCUGCAUCCGGGAGGGAGCUUUGCCGUCCGGGGGGCUUGCCCCUGCCCCGGCGCUUUCUGAGGGUCCCGCGGUUGGCACUGAGCAUUCGGUGGCCUCACCGCGCCUUUCCUGGCCGUUCCGGCCCAGUGGGGGUCUCCCGGUUGCUUGCGCUGUUUGGGCCUCAAUUUCGGGCCUGUUAGUGAGGAGAAGCCGGGGCCUCAAUUUUUUGGUCGUCCCGGCUUCCUGCUCAGGCCCUUGGGCACGUUGAGAAAGGGCCUGCCCUGCUUAGGGGCCUUGCUGCCUGCUCCUGCCUUCCACCUGGUGGCCUCUGUUUUAACUGCUUAUUGAGCCAGUGCAGGGCAGAGGGGUGGGGUGGGGAGUGUGUGUGUGUGUGUGCGCGCGUGCGUGCGUGCAGUCUCUGCGUCCAAUCCCUGUGUCCCUGGGGCACAUGCUCAGUAGCGCGGAAAACGGGACCAGGGAAUCUGGACGCAGAGACACUUGCACUUUAUUAUAUAGGAUUUUCUAUAGCAUAGCUGCCAAGUUAUCCCUUUUUUAAAGGGAUUUUCCCUUAUGCUGAAUAGGCUUCCUCGCGAGAAAAGGGAAAACUUGGCAGCUAUGCUCUAUAGUCACCUUGCAGCCUUGAAUAAGGCAAUGAAUUAAUAAGGCUAUUCAGAAGAAUAACAAUAGCGUAUGCAGCUGCUCUGCCUUGCUAUGAACUUGCAUCUUGUCUUCUAAAGUGGGAAGCAGGUGGCCAAGGAGGUUGGAGGAGUUGGAUUUAGAGCAAUGUGACUGUUUCCACUGCACUGGGGUCAUCAGAAGGCAUCACAACUCUGACAUAGUGCAUGUACUGAAUGGAAGGGCAAAGGUGCAGGGCACCAAUUUUUUGCCUUGCAGAGGGCGCCAGUGAAAUUUGAAAGACCAGAGACUUGGAGGAGGACUGACCUGAUAAUGUAUGUACCACAGCCAGAUCCACAGUUUCUUCUGCUCCUGUCCAUGCGAGCCAACAACCAUGAGCCCCCUUGCCACUGAUUUGCCUGUUAUAGCAUUGGCUUAUUAUUGGAUGUAAAAGGUUUGCCUUUUGUUUUCUUUGGUGUACUACUGAAUAUCAUGUUGCUUUUUAUGAUCCCAGAGCUGCAUCACUCCAUUCAUGGCUAGCAGCUUUUAAGCCUUUUGACAAUGUCAAUAAAUACGUAAUGAAACUAAAGAUUAAAGUUAGCCGAUAUUGAUUGUUUUCUCUGUUCCAACAGCUUCUUUCUCUUUGAAAAUGUCCCCAUGUGUGCAGGAAAGAGUGAUGUUUAGCUCUCAUGUCCAGUGUUUGUGACUUUGGAAGUGCAAUUUUUAAAAGAUUGUUUAGGUAGAGGUUUAACACCACCACCACCACCACCAGUAAUAAUUUUAUUUAUAGCCUCCUGCCUUUGCAGGGGGGGGGGUUCAAAAUGUAUCUACAUAGUACCUAGAGAAUAACUUGCACCUAAAUAUUAGCAAGACAAAGGAGAUGGUGUGGGACUUUCCGGAGGAAGAGAGGGGAACUCGCCCUGUUAUAUAUCCGUGUGUGUGUGUGUGUGUGUAUGUGUGUGUGUGUGUGUGUGUGUGUGUAGAGAGUCUCUUCCUUUAAAUUCCUGGGAGUUUACCUUAGUGAAGACCUCACUUGGAAAAACAAUAUAACUCAGGUGGUUAGGAAGACCCAACAGAGACUCCAUGUCCUCAGGGUCUUGCGAAAGAACAAUGUUAAACAACAAUUGAUUACCUCCUUCUACCGGUCCACAAUAGAAAGUGUCCUCUCAUAUUGUAUCACAGUGUGGUACGUUGGCUUGACAGCCACAGACAGAAAAAAAAAGUCUUUACCGAGGGUGGUGAACACAGCACAUGAUAUCAUGGGCUGUCCCCUGAGCCUGCCAGAUGACAUCGCAAGGGAUUGUUGCCUUAGGAGAGCGAGAAAAAUUCUCAGGGAUGAUUCACACCCCGGCCAGCACCUCUUUAAUCUUCUACCCUCGGCAGGAGAUAUAGGAGUAUAAUCAGUCAUACCA